GAGUAGGGGGCACUUCCGCUCCCGGGGGGUGAGGUUGCUGCAGUGCAUUUCGGUGGUAGUUUUGUGUCAGUUGUGUGUCUUGUCGGUCCUUCUCAACAUGUCCCCUUACGAUGCGGGCUCGCAACCACCUGGAAGUUGACUAAGAGGAGAAGGAGCCUCGUUGGAAAACGGAGGUUUGAAGGCACAAUUCUGUCUUCCCUUGAACUGCAUAACUGAGAACUCUGCAAAUUCCCCAGAGGAGGAAAAAUGACCAUGUUCAAGGAGGCAGUAACCUUUAAGGAUGUAGCUGUGGUGUUCACUGAGGAGGAGCUGGGGCUGCUGGACCCUGCCCAGAAGAAGCUGUAUCGAGAUGUGAUGCUGGAGAACUUCAGGAACCUGCUCUCAGUGGGGCAUCAACUUUCCUACCAAGAUACUUUUCACUUCCAAAGAGAAGAAAAGUUUUGGAUCAUGGAGACAGCAACUCAAAAAGAAGGGAAUUCAGGAGGCAAGAUCCAAACUGAGUUGGAGUCUGUUCCAGAAACAGGACCACAUGAAGAGUGGUCUUGCCAGCAAGUCUGGGAACAAACUGCAAGUGAGUUAACUAGGCCUCAAGACUCCAUGAUAAGUAGCUCUCAGUUCUCCACACAAGGUGACGUCCCCUCCCAGGUUGACGCAGGACUAUCUAUAAUUCACAUAGGACAGACACCUUCCGAGGAUGGGAAGUGUAAAAAAUUCUUCAGUGAUGUCUCCAUCCUUGAUCUUCAUCAACAAUUGCACUCAGGAAAGAUGUCCCAUACAUGUAAUGAGUACAGGAAGAGCUUCUGUUACAGCUCAGCUCUUCAUCAGAAAGUUCACAUGGGAAAGAAACUCUAUAAGUGUGAUGUGUGUAGUAAGGAAUUUAGUCAGAACUCACAACUGCAAACUCAUCAGAGAAUCCACACUGGAGAGAAACCAUUCAAAUGUGAGCAGUGUGGGAAAAGUUUCAGCCGUAGAUCAGGAAUGUAUGUUCAUUGCAAAUUACACACAGGAGAAAAACCUCAUAUUUGUGAGGAAUGUGGGAAGGCCUUCAUUCACAAUUCCCAGCUUCGGGAACAUCAAAGAAUCCAUACUGGGGAGAAGCCAUUCAAAUGUUAUAUAUGUGGUAAGAGCUUCCAUAGUAGAUCAAAUCUUAAUAGGCAUUCCAUGGUCCACAUGCAAGAGAAAUCAUUCAGAUGUGAUACCUGCAGUAAUAGCUUUGGUCAGAGAUCAGCACUUAAUGGUCAUUGCAGGGACCACACAGGAGAGAAGCUAUACAAAUGUGAAGAAUGUGGAAGGAGCUUCACUUGUAGGCAAGAUCUCUGUAAGCAUCAGAUGGACCAUACAGGAGACAAACCAUAUAACUGUAACAUAUGUGGGAAGAGCUUCAGGUGGUCCUCACGUCUUUCGAGACAUCAGCGGAUCCACAGUGGAGAAGCAACAUUCAAGUGCGAUGGAUGUGGGAAGAGAUUUCAUAUGAAUUCACGGGGCCAUUCUCAUCAGACAGCCCACAGAGGAGAAAAACUGUAUAAAUGUCAGAAGUGUGGGAAGGGCUACAUUAGUAAGUUUAAUCUUGACUCGCACCAGAGGGUCCACACGGGAGAGAGACCUUAUAAUUGUAAGGAAUGUGGAAAGAGCUUCAGGUGGGCCUCAGGUAUUUUGAGACAUAAGAGACUCCAUACUGGAGAAAAACCAUUCAAAUGUGAAGAGUGUGGGAAGAGGUUUACUGAGAAUUCAAAACUUCGUUUCCAUCAAAGAAUUCACACUGGAGAAAAGCCUUACAAAUGUGAGGAGUGUGGAAAGGGCUUCAGAUGGGCCUCAACUCAUCUAACCCAUCAGAGACUCCACAGUAGAGAAAAAGUACUUCAAUGUGAGGACUGUGGGAAGAGUAUUGUGCACAGUUCAUGCCUUCAAGACCAACAAAGAGACCACAGUGGAGAAAAAACAUCUAAAUGUGAGGACUGUGGGAAGCGCUACAAGAGGCGCUUGAAUCUCGAUAUGAUUUUAUCAUUAUUUUUAAAUGACAUAUAAUUAUUGUCCAUAUUUAUGGGUUACAGCAUGAUAUUUCAAUACAUGUAUACAAUUUAUCAUUUCUUUGUGUUUUGAACCUUCAAAAACUGUUCUAGUUAUUUGAAAAUAAAUUAUUAUUAAUUAUAGUCACCUUUAGUGCUGUGGAGCACUAGAACUUGUUCCUUUCA
Messenger RNA from Macaca mulatta (Rhesus monkey), 2192 nucleotides. The record is from RefSeq and is a predicted model, not a curated record. Lineage: Eukaryota; Metazoa; Chordata; Mammalia; Primates; Cercopithecidae.